AUGAUGUUAUCCAAAGGAAAUCAAAGUAUCAUACCUACUUUUAUUCUCCUGGGUUUUUCAGAAUAUCCAGAACUCCAGAUUCCACUCUUCCUGGUUUUCUUGUCUACCUACACAGUCACUGUCGUGGGGAAGUUAGGCAUGAUAAUAAUCAUCAAGAUCAAUCCAAAACUCCACACGAUCACGUACUUUUUUCUUAGUCACUUGUCCUUUGUAGAUUUCUGUUAUUCUACCAUAGUUACACCUAAACUGUUGGAGAACUUGAUUGCAGAAGACAGAACCAUCCCUUUCUCUGGUUGCAUUCUACAAUUUUGUUUUGCUUGCAUAUUUGCUGUAACAGAAACUUUCAUGUUAGCAGCGAUGGCCUAUGAUCGUUUUGUGGCAGUUUGUAACCCCUUACUCUAUACCACUAUUAUGUCCCAGAAGCUUUGUGCGCUUCUGGUGGCUGGGUCUUACUCAUGGGGUAUAGUGUGUGCCCUGACACUCACAUAUUUUCUUCUUGCAUUAUCCUAUUGUGAGUCUAGCAUCAUAAAUAAUUUUAUCUGUGACUACUCUGUAAUUGUUUCUGUCUCCUGCUCAGAUCCCCAUAUCAGCCAGAUGCUGUGUUUUAUUAUUGCCAUAUUUAAUGAGGGGAGCAGCCUGAUGAUUAUUCUGCUGUCCUAUAUACUCAUUUUUAUCACUGUUAUGAGGAUGCCUUCUGCAAGUGGGCGCCAGAAAACUUUCUCCACCUGUGCCUCCCAUCUGACAGCCAUCACCAUCUUCCAUGGAACCAUUCUUUUCCUUUACUGUAUCCCUAAUCCUAAAACUUCUUGGCUCAUAGUUAAAGUGGCUUCUGUGUUUUACACAGUGGUGAUUCCUAUGCUGAAUCCUUUGAUCUACAGCCUUAGGAACAAAGAUGUGAAAGACACAUUCAGAAAAUUAGUGGUCACAAAAUUGCUUUGUCACUCAAUAUAA
Messenger RNA from Equus quagga, 951 nucleotides. RefSeq names its product olfactory receptor 5D13-like. The record is from RefSeq and is a predicted model, not a curated record. Gene Ontology annotation, biological process: sensory perception of smell; G protein-coupled receptor signaling pathway. The coding region runs from base 1 to 951 and encodes 316 amino acids. Gene Ontology annotation, cellular component: membrane. Lineage: Eukaryota; Metazoa; Chordata; Mammalia; Perissodactyla; Equidae. Gene Ontology annotation, molecular function: G protein-coupled receptor activity; odorant binding; olfactory receptor activity. The transcript has a single exon.